Sesamum indicum (sesame) is the source of this 867-nucleotide messenger RNA. RefSeq names its product G-protein gamma subunit 2 (gene AGG2). The record is from RefSeq and is a predicted model, not a curated record. Gene Ontology annotation, biological process: G protein-coupled receptor signaling pathway. NCBI's taxonomy places the organism in Eukaryota, Viridiplantae, Streptophyta, Magnoliopsida, Lamiales, Pedaliaceae.
UUUUCCUUUUAGCUUCCUUUCAAUACCUUAACAAAAGAGACGCCCACAAACAUCCAGACUGUAAAAGCCCCUUUUGCACUUCCCUUAAUUUAAAUUUGCAAUCUUAAUGAGAUAGCAUUAGAGAAUUAGCAUCUUUAACACACAUAAUGGCCAUUAGUCUAUAUUUUUCACUCCAAUUUUGAAGGGCUGCUUAAUUUUUUUUUUUUUAUCUUUAAUUUCUUUUGUGAUUUGGUUGUAGUAAAUAAACAGAUAAAUACAUUGCAACCCUGAAGUGAAAAUGCAAACAAGGAGUCCAGGGGAAUUGAAAUCAGUGGUGGGAGCAACAGAUACAAGAGGGAAGCACAGGAUUUCUGCUGAACUAAAGAGACUCGAGCAAGAAACUCGAUUCUUGGAGGAAGAACUAGAACAGCUCGAGAGAAUGGAGAAAGCAUCAGUUGCUUGUAAGGAGAUGCUGAUUACUAUCAAAACAAGACCAGAUCCGCUACUCCCACUAACCCAGGGUCCGGUCAAUCCAAUGUGGGAUAGAUGGUUUGAAGGACCACAAGAUUCUUCAAGAUGCAGGUGCUGGAUACUAUAAUGUCUGCAGCAGUUUCCAAGAACCAACUCUUUCUAGGAGUGGUUUUUUUCCAAAAUGUUAAUCUUAACAACGGGACUGCUAUUGGGUACGAUGUGGUUUGAGAAAGUGACGGCUCAAUGUGCAGAAGAUCUCUUUUAAGCAGAUUGAUAUCGUUAAGGUUUUGGAUAUUCACUGUUAUUAGGAGUAAGGGUGUUGAAUGGGUGAGAUGUUUCACCAAAAUUUUCCAUUUUGGAAAUUUUAAUGUACUUAAAUGAUAGUUUUCUAUUGUUAUAUUAUGAUGAUGUUCUUCA